Spodoptera exigua (beet armyworm) is the source of this 696-nucleotide messenger RNA. The record is from the annotation of a GenBank genome assembly. NCBI's taxonomy places the organism in Eukaryota, Metazoa, Arthropoda, Insecta, Lepidoptera, Noctuidae.
AUGUGUGCAUGUUGCUUUUGCCCGACUUGUCCGGCAAUUUUGCCAUGUGGUACGGGACCAUGCCGGUACUCGUGUCCUCCACCGUGUCCUUGCUGCCAGCCAUGCUGCCCACCACCAGUGCCAUGUACCCCGUGUCCACCGUGCAAGUGCUGUCCAGUUUUCCGACAAUGCCCAGCGCCUGUAAUCCCUGAUUAUGUUCCACCUAUUGUGCCAAUAUUGCCACCCUGUAGACCAAGGAGAUGUCCACCACCUGAACCAUGCCCACCUCCUCCGCCUCCACCUGUUUGCUGUCCACCUGUUUUACCUUGCGCUCCUCCACCGCCACCGUGUGACCCGCCGCCGGUUUGCCCGUGUCCCGAGCCAACACCGUGCUAUCAGCCAGUACUGCCGUGCUGUAACCCACAGUGCCCUCCACCUAUUAUCCCUAAACAGCGCCCCAUUUGCCCUCGAGCUCCUCCGUGCCCUUACCCAUGUCUUCCAGUAUGUCGAAGUUGUUGCCCGGAUUGUGAACUCGAUCCGGUGACACGUCGUCGUCCAUUAAUAGUUCAUGACAGUCUGUUCCACACCAGAAAGACUGGAUUGCCUGCCGAGUGCUAUACAAGGACUUCUCCAAAUAUACGGUAUAAAGUUGAAAACUACGUGAGACAGGGUCCUUAUUCAGGUUGUUGGCGACCCGUACCAGUACCUUUAUGCUAA